AAUUCGAACUUCAAUUAGUUUUUUUUUCUUUUCCAAUUUAUAAAUUAUAUAUUUCCAAACGAAAUUCACACGAAAGAAAUUUUUGCUGAAUAAUUCUGGUGAAUGUGUGUGUAAAAAACGAAAAGUUCCAAUAAAUUAAUCGAAAAAACAUAAUGUGAUUAUCAUCUAUUAUCGUUACAAGGAAAAAUAUUAAUCAAUCAAUUAUUACACCUGCAAGGUUUCAUAUUUGCGAUCUGUCAAAAAAAAGGAAGAAAGUAAAGGGGUAGAUCUUUGACGAACGAAAAAACAAUAACCAAUCGAAUAUUGUUGAGAAAUAAAACACUCACACACACAAAAUCAACAACUAUGCCUAUCAUUCAUUCUGGUGUUAAAAUUCAAUCGAUCAAUAAUAAUGUUAUGAAUUUGACGAAUGGUGGUCAUAAUCAUCACCAUCAUCAUCAUCAUAAUCAUCAUAAUCGUCAUCAUCAACAGCAGCAGCAACAACAGCAACAAAAAAAUUCUUCAAAUUCAAAUCGUUCACGAAUGAUGAUGAGAAAUAUGAUAAUUCAUGAACAUGAACCAACUGUUUCGACAACAUUAUCAUCAUCAUCAACAAUGAAUAAUAAUUGUAAUAAUAAUACAAAUUCUCAUCAACAAUAUCAAAAUAAUACGAAUAAUCAUCAUCAUAAUACUAAUAAUCAUUCAUCAAAUGGACAUCAUCAUCAUCAUCACCAUAAUAGUAAUAGUCAUCAACAAAAUCACCAUAAUAAUAAUUCUGUAAGCCGUAAUAACCGAUCUGUACCAUCAUCAUCAUUAUCAUUAAUAAUGGCUAUUAAUCGUUUUAAAAAUUCGGUAAAAAAUAUGAAAGAAACAGUAUUGAUACCGACACGUUUAAAUGAUUUGGCUACAUCAACAAUCGAUAAUGAUAGUACGGCAGCUGAUAAUCAUAUUGAUGAUCAUAUGGCAAAUGGUUAUUCAGAUUCUGAUUCAGAUAAUAAUUUAUCAACAGUUGAUAAUCAAAAUAAUGGUUUUGUUGUUGGUGAUGGUAAUCAUAAUGAUAAAAAUCAUCAUUCCAUAUUACAACGUAGUCAAACAUUGCCUAAUGGUGUUGGUGGUAACAAUAAUCUGAUCCUCAUCAAACAACAACAACAACAGCAAACAUCGAUACCACUUGGACAGCAACAAAAUCUUUAUGAACAAUUUAAAUUGUUAGAGUUGAUCGAUAAAAUCCUAUCAACUGACACUAUUUUGUCAUAUAAUAGCCGAAAUUUUUCUUCAUCGAUACGAUCAAAUACAACAAAUGGUGGCUAUAUUGAUCAUCAUUAUCAACAGGGAUAUGAUAAAAAUAACAAUCCACGACGACGAUUUAUUAUAUCGAAUUUAGAUGAAAAUGGUGUCAAAUUAUUGUCAAAUGAAACUUCAGGCGAUGAAUCGAUUAUCAUUAAAGAUGAACCAACAACAAUAACUAUGGAAAAUAAUGAUGGAUCAUCAUCAAUGAUUGGAAAUAAACCUACUCUUAUUCGUCAGUCAACAACAACAGGAAACGAUAUUCAUAAUAAUGAUAAUAAAAGUCGAAGUAAUAGUCCCGAUAUUAGUAACGGUUCAUGUAAUGGCCAAAUGAAAAUCAAUAUGAAUGAUUCAAACAGUCAAUAUGGUACACCAAUUAUAACCGAUUGUUCAUUAUUGAAAAUCAAAGAAAAACUGGAAUAUCAUUUAAUUUGUUUGAAAAGUAUAUUGAAUAUGAUGAGCGAUGGAGCCGAAUUAAUAACACAUACUUAUUUGGAAGAUAUACAAUCGGGUGAAGAUCGUUUUGAUCAAUCAUUACUUGGGGGUAAUAAUAACCAAAAUGGUUCGAAUAUUAGUGGUGGCGGUGGUUUAUCAUCAAUAAUCGAUGGACAAUUAGAUUCAAUGAUUACACCACGUCAUUAUUAUACAAGUAAUUAAACAAUGCAAUAUUCGAUCAUGGUCACACAUUGAUUGAUCAAUCAAUCAAUCAAUUCGAUGGUCACAAAAUAUAAUGAUUAUUCCUAUUUAAUUUGAUGUCUGAU
Molecule: messenger RNA, 2027 nt
Organism: Dermatophagoides pteronyssinus (European house dust mite)
Lineage: Eukaryota; Metazoa; Arthropoda; Arachnida; Sarcoptiformes; Pyroglyphidae
Source: RefSeq, a predicted model, not a curated record